Molecule: messenger RNA, 2010 nt
Organism: Giardia duodenalis
Lineage: Eukaryota; Fornicata; Diplomonadida; Hexamitidae
Product: Ankyrin repeat protein 1
Exons: 1
Coding region: 1-2010 (669 amino acids)
Molecular function (GO): protein binding
Source: RefSeq, a predicted model, not a curated record
AUGCGCCGAACAUUUGUGCUCGUUGCGUCAUCCGAUAUCCUUUGCGUCAGUUUCUGUCUUUCUCGUAUCACCGGUGCUCCUCUUACAGCAACAACAUUUCGCGCUCCCUCUGACGAAACUGCUGAUCUUCGUCGACAACUGUUUUCUGGCCUACUCUCCGUCAGAAACAGGGUGGUCUUGCCCUGGAUAGAUAUUAUUAGUGAAGAUAAUGCGUCUUUUUGCGUGCUGACUAAGAUGUCGACUGGUAUGCCUCUGCCGAUUUUUUGGAAAGUAUAUAGGGCAGUUGAGGGCUCUGAUGCUGCUUUCAGAGUGAUUCGUUUAUUAGUAACAUUUAUACUCACUGUAGAAAAUCAAGUACAAUCUUCACUUAUAAAAAUAUUGGUGUACAGCUUAGCCAAUUGUCACGACUUAACUGUUAACGGAGAUGGGUUCCUCGUGCUGUAUAUAGAUGGGCCCAAGCUAAUUAGUCGUUUGCCACUCGUUAUGAGACCAGUACUUGGUCUUCAACAGCAGUUUCUCUGGCGUAUAAUGACUCACCUUCUCAAAGACCCAGAUAGAGUUGGUGAUACUACAGUAGAGCCUCCAUCACUGUCUCAAUUACACGGUUGGCCGGAUAAGGUACUUUACUUUUUGAGGGAUUUGUGUGCAUAUCCGGUUGUUUUGUCUGUAGGUGUUGCUGAUACUUGCUCUUAUCUAAGCAGCUAUCCCAACCCUUGGCACAUCCCCUUGCACACACUGCGGGCAAACCCGGUUUCAAGCUCCCUCAACUCGGUACAAUCGUCCGAGCUCUUUGGGGAAUCUAUGGAGCUGCUCAACACAUACAUCGAUAUGAACUCUCGGUUGCGACAGCCUGAGUUCAAGGGCCUCCUACUUACAGCCGAGAUAUACCCGUGGAAGAUUCCCGUUGGUGCUCUGGCCCGAGCAUAUAUGUACGGCAGGUCAACUCUUGCUGUGGAGGAAGCAUUCUCCUUAGCCAUGCAGCGAGGCAACUACGGCAUCCUGGCUGGCAUGGCACACCUUUGUAAGUCAACCAACAUAAAGCUGACAUCUCUUAUGCUGGAAGUUCUGCGUCAAGCAGAUCCUGAUGUCUCAUGCUGCAGCUUCGUCUUAUCUGAAAAAGAUAAAGAAACCUUAUGGCUGAACUCCACACAUGGGUAUUCUGCACUUAUGUUUGCUGUAUUGACACGCAAUAAGACAAUAGUCGAAUGCAUUUUGCCCCAUGAAGUGACUAUGACGAAUGCCUGCGGACACAGUGCCCUCGCCAUUGCCCGGCAGCUUAGGCUAGAGCCUAUAUGUGCUGUGCUUACGCGCUACCUUCCUACUUAUGAUGCAUUUGGAAACACCUAUUUACACACGGUUGUUCAAGAGAACGGCGAGAAUACAGAUGCAAUUAAGCAACAUAUAUUUCUUUCUCAGAUACAAAAUAGCGCAGGAGAGUACGCCAUCAUGAUAGCCUACCGGCUAAAGAAAUAUAAGGUCCUUUCUGUCCUUUCGCAGUCUGAAGGCCGCCUCGUCCAUCCAGUGACUAUUUGUCAUAACAAUCUAUCUAUCUCUAAACUCUCUGUACUUCAGCUUGCUGCUCUUGAUGGGGAUGGUGCCGCUGUGCGUGCUGUUAAGCAAUACGGUCACUCUGUUGUCACCGAUCAUGGCUACACUGCAUUGAUGUUUGCCGCCGAAAGAGGACACAGUGACAUAGUUCGUGAGCUGGCUCCAUUUGAGGCACGACAGACAAAUGACGCGGGAAAGACAGCCUUGUUGUUGGCUAUAUGUGCCGGACACUUGGAUGUGGUUAAGGUCUUGGCGGACUAUGAGACAAGGCUAACAGAUAGCACAGGGUGGUGCCCUCUUGAACAGGCAGUGAGACGUAGCAGAAUAGGCAUGGUCGAAGUGCUUGCACCAUAUGAGGCCAAGAUCUUUGGGGCAAGGGCCAUCGAUGCAGUUGACUCAUCAGCAUUUAUUGCACAGGCUAACCGCCGUUCUAUUAAGGAGAUCAUCAGAAAAUACAUGUGA